Molecule: messenger RNA, 897 nt
Organism: Lachancea mirantina
Lineage: Eukaryota; Fungi; Ascomycota; Saccharomycetes; Saccharomycetales; Saccharomycetaceae
Source: the annotation of a GenBank genome assembly
AUGAGUUUACCAGAAAUCCAAAAAAUCGCCGUGAUCGGCGCAACAGGUCGUCUCGGCGCUCCAGUCACCGCUGAAUUAUCCAAAAAUUUUGACGUUCGCGCCCUUGUUCGGUCGCCUGAAAAAGCGAAAAAAAUGUUGCCAGACAAUGUCGAGAUUGUAAAGGCAGAUUUGCACAAUGUUUCUGAGCUGCACGCGGGUCUCGACGGUGUCGACGCAAUCUAUCUUAAUCUCUCAACUGACACCGCGGACGAGACACUUCCCUUUUACCAAGAAAGAGAAGGUGUUCAAAACGUUAUUUCCGCUGCAAAAGGCCUUGGCAUUCAAUAUAUCGCGAAAAUUGGUUCUUUAGGAGCGUAUCCGCCAGCGGUGGAAAAAAUCAAGAACAAUGUGGUACCAAACCUUAUUCGUAUGCAAGGUCACAAAAUUAUUGCCGAAUCUGGCAUUAAACACACUUUUUUCGCACCUACCCAUUUCAUGGAACUGCUGCCGGUCAUGAUUGACAAAGGUGCACUUCAAUGGAUUGGAAAUACUGAUGUGAAAAUUUACUGGAUUAGCGUUGUGGAUUACGCGAAACAGGUAGUUAAAGCGUUUCAAAAUUAUACGAUAAUGCCAGAGCACUGUGCGAUUCAGGGGCCAGAGGGUAUACCUGUACGCGAAGCACUGGAAAAAUUUGUUGAAAAUUACGACCCUUCGCUCAAAAUUCGCGUCGCACCUCUUUGGGUCAUGAAACUAAUGGGUCUCUUCAAUUCACAAAUGAAGUUCUUUGCCCAUCUUUUCGAAUAUUUUGGAAACCAUGAGGAUGCGUUUUAUGCGGGCGAAACCUGGGAGUUACUAGGGAAACCAACCACGACCCUUGAGACCUUUGCCAAAAAUCUCCGUAAGAACAAUGCCACGUAG